Molecule: messenger RNA, 3246 nt
Organism: Beauveria bassiana ARSEF 2860
Lineage: Eukaryota; Fungi; Ascomycota; Sordariomycetes; Hypocreales; Cordycipitaceae
Product: Sec8 exocyst complex component specific domain-containing protein
Exons: 2
Coding region: 1-3246 (1081 amino acids)
Biological process (GO): exocytosis; Golgi to plasma membrane transport
Cellular component (GO): exocyst
Source: RefSeq, a predicted model, not a curated record
AUGUCGAAUCGAUACGCAGCGCCGCCGAGCCGCGGCGCAAACGGAUACGGCAACUUUGGCAGGCCCGAAGAGGAAUAUGACUCGUACGGUGGUGACCCUAGACACAACGGCCGGGGCGAACGAUACAAUCCGCCGUCGUCGCAAGGGCCCCCUCCACCGCGAGGCGAGCGCGGCGAGAGGGUCGGCAGUAGCGGUGGCCCGCCGUCGGUGGUGCGUAGCAUGCCCUCGCGGCCGCGGAUGACGCAGUCGACGGCGGACCGGCAGAUUACGCAGGUGCUGGAGCAUAUCCGGGUCGAGUGGCCGUCGCUGUGUAGCGAGGACUGCGUCCCCGUGCAGCUGGCGCUUCAGCUGCUCGACGCGAGCUCCGUGGGCCGUGCGCACGACUACCGCAGGUUCCAGGACACGCAUGCUUACCUGCAGGACUCGCUUAAGAACACGGUGCACGAGCACCACCAGGGCUUCAACUCGUCCAUUGGCACCUUUCACAAGAUCCAGAGCAGCAUCCAGGGCUCGCAGCGACGCGUGCGCGCUCUCAAAGAGUCGCUGGCCAGCGCCACGUCCAGCCUCUGCUCAACCGAUCCCGGGCUCAGAAAACUGUCCGAGACUUCCGCGACGUAUGAUGACCUGCUGCAGACGCUCAACGAGCUAGAUGACUUGCGGGCGGUGCCUGAUCAGCUCGAGGCGCGCAUAUCGGAGAAGCGGUUCCUGGCGGCGGUGGAUGUGCUUCAGAAUGCGCUGAGAAAGCUCCGGCGGCCGGAACUCGACGAUAUUGGCGCGCUCAAUGACCUGCGGAGCUAUCUGGUGAACCAGGAAACGGCGCUCAUGGAAAUUCUGGUGGAAGAAUUACACGAGCACCUCUAUCUUAAGUCGCCCUAUUGUCAAGAGCGCUGGCAGAGUCUUUACAAGACGCAGGGCGCUUUCACGGAUGAAUUCACGGAUACAGACUCGAAUUUACCAUUUCACAGCAUCCUGGACAGUAUGGACAUUGAAAAGGCAGUGACGGAGGAUCCCAUGAAGAACCCCGAGGCCGAUACUUUUUACUACAUUGCCCUGCUGGUUGAAGCGCUAAACAAGCUUGGCCGACUGCAAAAUGCCGUCGAAUCGCUGAAGCAGCGAAUGCCUGUUGAGCUUUUCGCCAUUGCCAACGAGACCAACAACGAAGUUGAUCAGCGCCACCCCAGCUCACUGCGAGGAGGAACAACAAAGCCAGAGGGUCUCAACAUUUACAACUCUCGUGAGACACAGAUGCGCGCCGAAGUAAUUCAUGACUUGCUAUGGAGUCUUUUUGCUAAAUUUGAAGCUAUUGGCGAAGGUCACCGAGUUUUCCACGAGUCGAUCAAGGCCUUGAUUCGGCGUGAAGGAGCAGGCAACAACAGUGCGCUGCUGGGAAGCUUCAAGGAGCUCUGGAAUCUGUAUCAAAAUGAGAUUCGGUCGUUGUUGCGCAAUUAUGUCACAACUGAUGCAGACGUGUUCCAGUUUGACUCGCCAAACCCUGGGGGGUCGCUCAACAACAAAAAAGACUCGACGCGCGAACACCUGUUCAAAUUCGCCGAGAUUGAUACCAAGUCGAUCGACAUCAGCACCGAGUAUGACGCUCUAGAAGGCAUUGUGCAGGCCACGGUGCCUGGACUGACUGGCAAUGAUCGCAAGCACGGUGUGGAUAAACGGCGGGACAGGCUGGGCCUUGAUGAAGCAGGUGCACGCCGACACACUUUCGGCGGCUACUCGAGCGAAAGCAAGCUUCUGGGCACUCACAAACCCUUGGUCGAGCCUAGCGUAUUCAACAUGAGUCUGCUUCUACCACCAACACUCCUCUUCCUGCAACGCCUUCGUACGAUUGUACCGCCGGGCUCUGACCUUGCGACAAGUACACUUACGACGUUUCUGGACAACUUUUUGGUUAAUGUCUUUCAGCCGCAGCUGGACGAGACGCUCACUAAGCUCAGCGACAGCAUCCUGGCAGAGAUGGAUUCGUUUGCGCAAGAUGCAAACUGGGGCCAACACUCAAAGUUGCCAAUAUUCAAAGGAACCACGUCAUUUUUCCAAAUUGUCACGGCGUUUUGCAGAAUGCUGGGCACGAUUCCACCCGAUCAGGCUCUCAGCUCACUGCUAGUGACACAGAUGAUGCGAUAUUAUGAGCGAUGUUUUGACUGGUACAAGCUGCUCGUGACCAAAACACAAGAGCAAACAAACGACGCUAGCAAUCUACGUGCGUCGGCGCGAUUCGCAGUACAGCCUGGGGAGAUCCACGAAGUCAUGAAGCAGAUGUGGCUGUCGGAGGAAGAGGACAAGGCGCUGGGCGAAAAGGAGAUUCAUCUGUUGAUCGAGCACACCAACGAGACACGGCUGGAGCCAAAUGAUAUUAUACAAGAUAGAGAGACGAUUACGUCGCUGUGUCUGCUUUAUACGAGUAUGAAGUGGCUGGCGACGAGGAUCACGGGCCUACGACACAUCACCGCGCACGAGACGGACUCUUCACGCCAGAGCAUGACGCGACAGGCAAACAGACGCUGGACGUUGAUGAACGAUGCCCAUAAAGCGGCGAACGAUGCCGGCCCCGUUGUGUUACCGCUCACCGUGGACACUGUACAGACGUUUGACAGCAUAGUGUCGUCGUACGAAGAGCUGGCGGGAACGGCGCUACUGACGCUGCACAUGGAAGUGCGGUGCCGCAUCGUGCACUCGCUACGCAACGUGCUGUCGCCCGAUAUGGCGACUUAUUUACUGGAGCAGGAGGUGCGAGAGCCAGACCCGGCGAUUUUGAGCCUGAACCUGGAGCUGGUCACUUUUGACGAAACGAUUGCGCGGUACCUGCGAGCCAAGGAGAUUUCGUUUCUGCGAACGGGGCUAGGUUUGCUCACCAACGCGUACCUGGUGGGCAACGCGGGCAUGGCGUCGCCCAUCAACGCCAAGGGCAGCAGGCGGAUGCAGCUCAAUAUCUUGGUGCUGCAGCAGAACCUCAAGAAUGUCGAGCAGGGCGUGGACUUGGCGCGGGCGGCCAACUACUACGCGCUGCUGGACCGCGGGGCGGAGGCGGUGCUGGAGAAGGCGCAGGAGGACAGGGACAAGAAGAUGGGAGAGGAGGCGGGCGCGGCGCAGGCGAGCAACACGUUUACGUACGAGGAGCUCAAGGUGCUGCUGGAGCUGUGCUUCAGCGAGCAGGUGGCGAGCCCGGACAGGGGACUGGCGGCGGCGGCGAAGAGGCAGCUGGCGGAUAAGCUACAAGAGUUUAGCGAGAAGGCGUGA